AUGCCACUCUGUCAGCUAUGUUCAAGUCUCGACUUCGCCGCCCUUUCUCAGCCACCAAGCAAAGAUUCGUUGAGGCUCACCUGGACAGUGGGUGGCGGUUUACGAUUCAGUUACGACCACCCUGGCCUUGAGAUCGAUCUCACUGAGAGGUGCCUCACUCAUCAUUAUGAUUCCUUUAGCCUUUUGGAAGCUAGCGCGAGGAAAUGCGAUCUUUGCUCGUUGAUGCUCGGCGUUGUGGACCGCUACCGCAUGGAAUACAAUCGUCUAGGAAUGCUUCGUGGCUAUAAUCCAGUUCUUCCCGAGUUCAAGCUAUGGCUUAGAGGUCGAGACAACGGAGAUGGUUUCGAGAUUCUUGCAGAGGCACAAACGAACGACCGACGAUGGAAGUUCAGCUUACCGUUACUUGGAGGCAUCGGCAUUGCACUCCGGGAAACAGAAUUUGUAAAGGGUCGUCUAAUUGACCUAUCGCCGAAGACCCCAAGGACAGUGAACAUGGUCAGGAACUGGAUUGCAGAAUGCUCAGAGCAGCACCAACACACAGCCUCGUUAUCAGAAGGCAUGCCUUCUAUGGUGCUGAAGAUACUCGAUUCUGGUAAUAAAGUGUGUCUCGAUGUACCAACUGUGGCAGUUGUCAGGUUGAAGGAAGGGAUCAGGACAUCCACCUUGCCUAAGACCUUCCAGGAUGCAGUGUGGCUGGCGUAUCAGCUGGAUAUAGAAUAUAUAUGGAUUGAUAGUCUCUGUAUCAUUCAAGACGAUAUUGAGGAUUGGAACCGGGAGUCCGCAAGGAUGGACCGAGUCUAUCAGAACUCGUGGCUCAACAUAGCUGCCGAUAGAGCUGCCGAUAGCUAUGAAGGCUUCCUUGGUGAGCGGCACAUACCGGAAUACGUGGCGAUACCAUUCUGCGCACAAGGGACAACACUAGAAGCUCUGGCCUAUACCCUUCCGUGGAGUUGCAUAGGAGAUCGGAGCCGACUAUCUUGGAUUGAGGAUGAGCCUCUGACGACUAGGGCUUGGGCCUUGCAGGAGCGUUAUCUAGCCCAGAGGACGGUGCACUUCACUAGGCAUCGUAUCCUUCUCGAGUGUCCCCAGCAUUGCAUAGCUGAGGACUUCGACCACAGCCUCACUUUCUCUACUAUGACGCAGGUGCUAUCCAAGAGCUACGCUGGAGAACAAAGUGUUACGGAUUCCCGCCACCUAGACUGGUUGGAGCUCGUGGAAAACUACACUACACGCAAACUAACUCUGGCCGACGAUAAGCUGCCUGCACUCAGCGGGUUGGCUGCACACUUCGCCCGAAACAGCCACCUUGAUCGUGGCUAUUCAACUACCCCUUUUCAAUAUCUCGCCGGUCAUUGGUCAGAUCACAUCGUCAGAAGUCUUUGUUGGGAAUGCCGAGAAGGUGGAGGUAAACGUCCUACGAAGUACCGCGCUCCCACAUGGUCCUGGGCAUCGCUAGACGCUCAGAUCAAAUGCACUGAGAUAUGGAUUGAUCAUGCACACGAGCUUGUCAGUAUAAAGCACGUUCAUGUAGACCUUGAGUCUUCUCAAAGCCCGUACGGAAAGGUGACAGGCGGCUACGCAUUGAUGGGGGUGAGUAAAACGUGGCCUUUAUCAGUCCAAGAAAACGAUUGGGAUCUUCAAUUUGGAGAAGAAGAUAUUCGUUUCAGGCUGAGUAUCUUUUGGGACUUGGAAGAAUAUGGUCGAUAUCCGAGAGAGGAUGAGAUAAGACUUUACCAAGAGGAAGGAUUGGUAGCUGUACCAUUAGGUUGGACAGGCGUUCCAAAGCUGAGGAUCCACCGAUACUAG
Molecule: messenger RNA, 1806 nt
Organism: Neoarthrinium moseri
Lineage: Eukaryota; Fungi; Ascomycota; Sordariomycetes; Amphisphaeriales; Apiosporaceae
Exons: 4
Coding region: 1-1806 (601 amino acids)
Source: RefSeq, a predicted model, not a curated record